Messenger RNA from Capronia epimyces CBS 606.96, 1773 nucleotides. RefSeq lists its product as uncharacterized. Gene Ontology annotation, cellular component: catalytic step 2 spliceosome. The record is from RefSeq and is a predicted model, not a curated record. The transcript has a single exon. Lineage: Eukaryota; Fungi; Ascomycota; Eurotiomycetes; Chaetothyriales; Herpotrichiellaceae. Gene Ontology annotation, biological process: mRNA splicing, via spliceosome. Bases 1 to 1773 code for a protein of 590 amino acids. Gene Ontology annotation, molecular function: mRNA binding; protein binding.
AUGACUGGUCUUUUGGAUGCGGGCUACGAAUCUAGUGAUGAUGAGACUCCUUCUGGGCAACCUACACCCGCACUGGCAAAGCCGCUGAAUGCGGCGCCAGAAGUCUCUACAGAGGUUUGGUCUACACUUUCAAGACGUCUUGCUUGUGAGCCUAACAAUUUCCAGGAACACACUCAGAUGCAAAUAAUGCUGGCAAACCCCUCUAGCACCACACUCACCUACAAUGUCACUUACGACAACCUCGCCCGUCCUUCACAAGGCCCAGCCAAUCCAUUCAGAUCUGCGUCUGGAAAUGCGUUGAAGCGCAAGAAUGUCCUCACGGGAAAUGCAGAGGAAACAGCCAUAUCUGAGGCGACGUUCAAAACUCAACAUAGGACCUUUCAAAGUCUAGGAUAUACCCGGGAUCCGAGUCUGAACGGCGCCUUUGUAGGCGACCAGUCUGCCGUUGCAAAAUACGGAGGGAAAGACGUGGUACAGUUGCGCCCUUCCAAACAAGACAGCGCCGCAAUCCGUGCGAAAAGGCAAAAGAAAGGCGACAGUAGUAUUGUCGAUGGCGAGGGCGCAUACUUGGGUCCUUGGGCAAAAUACCAAAGUGACGAUAUCGCCUACGAGCAGGCCGAAGCUGCCGCCGAUCAAGAGCUGGCCUCUGAUGAAGAAUGGGUGGAAGAGGGCAUUGUCCCGACUCCGCUGCCUGCGCCUCCACAAGAGGCUACCGCAUAUUCGGGCGACUCGAGUACUGCUGAGACUACCCAAUUUCACGGCGAGUCUGAGUUCGACUAUCAAGGUCGCACCUACAUGCAUGUGCCGCAAGACCUGGACAUCGACUUGCGAAAAGAGGCCGGUUCGACCCCAAGCUACGUGCCGAAAAAGCUCAUACACGUUUACAAAUAUCACACCAAACCGAUCACAUCUUUGCGUUUUAUUCCCCAUUCGUCACACCUGCUCCUUUCAUCCUCUGCCGACGCCAAACUUGCCCUUUGGGAUGCCCAUCAUGACCGGACGCUGCUGCGUACAUUUUCAGGCCACAGCAAAGCCAUCACAGAUACAGAUUUCCACCCUACUGGUCGGUCAUUUUUGUCGGCCUCCUAUGAUCGUCAGAUGAAGCUCUGGGAUACGGAGACAGGAAAGGUCAUAGCCCGCUUCAGUACAGGGAAAACGCCACAUACACUAAGGUUCCAUCCAGAGGGAAAUGAAUUCAUCGCUGGUAUGAGCGAUAAAAAGAUUGUACAGUUCGAUACACGGUCUGGCGAGCUAACGCAAGAAUACGACCACCACCUUGGACCAAUCAACACGCUAACCUUCGUUGAAGAAGGGCGAAGGUUCAUAUCUACUUCCGAUGAUAAGAGUUUGCGAGCUUGGGAGUACGGUAUCCCCGUGCCCAUCAAAUUCAUUGCCGAUCCGUCAAUGUAUGCACUGGUCCGUUCUGGUCCUCAUCCAUCGGGCAAAUACGUUGCCUUCCAGAGUGCAGACAACCAAAUCGUUGUAUAUGCAGCUGGAGACAAGUUCCGGCAGAACCGCAAGAAGGGCUUCCGCGGCCACAACACCAGUGGCUAUGCGAUUGACGUUGCGAUUAGCCCUGAUGGCGGAAUCCUCGCGAGCGGUGAUACAGGCGGAUUUGUGUGCUUCUGGGACUGGAAGACCGGGAAGAUGUGGCACAAAAUCCAGGCGGGCGGGGAGAGCAAAGGCGCAGUCACUUGUAUCGCCUGGCAUCAGCAGGAAAGUAGCAAGGUGGCUACUGGUGGGCUGGAUGGAGUCAUUCGAUAUUGGGACUGA